Messenger RNA from Pomacea canaliculata, 4892 nucleotides. Its product is annotated as acetylcholine receptor subunit alpha-like 2. The record is from RefSeq and is a predicted model, not a curated record. Gene Ontology annotation, cellular component: neuron projection; synapse; postsynaptic membrane. Lineage: Eukaryota; Metazoa; Mollusca; Gastropoda; Architaenioglossa; Ampullariidae. Gene Ontology annotation, biological process: chemical synaptic transmission; nervous system process; regulation of membrane potential. Gene Ontology annotation, molecular function: acetylcholine-gated monoatomic cation-selective channel activity; transmembrane signaling receptor activity.
UAAAUUUCACGCUGAGUUCUAUAAGAAUUCUCAGCAACCUCUAAAUAAAAACUUUAUACUGAAAAUGUUGCUGUAUCGAGAUUCUGCUGACAAAUGUACAUAUGCUAAGAAAAUUAAUUGUUAACAAAUAAUUUAGCACUCUUUCGCUUAUAAGUUGAGGCAUCUUAAACUUUUGGACCACAAAAACCCAUGUUUCGUCCGUUUUUCUCGAGCCUAGUUCUGUCAGGGUUCUUAUUCUCUUCCUCUCUCAUUCUCUCCUUUGGUCCUUUUUUGAUCUCUGUUCCUCCCACCCUCCCUUCCCGAUCUUCCUUUUUUCGUUGCCACUCUCAUUAAAUCCCGUUUCCUCGUACUCGUCUCUCUAUUCUUUCUCUCUUUUUUAGACCACAUUGUCAUAUUCGCCUUUUUCUCUCCUUUUUUGCUGUCUCCCUGUCAUUUCGGUUCGAAGGGAGGGCUCAGAGCCUUCCUGAAGAUAAGGAGAAGACUAGAAAGAAAACUGCAUGACUAAAAUUCAGAACGGCCUCGGAAGUCUGAUGUGCAUUAAAGAAUAAAUCCUCUCUGAUAUGUGAACAUCAAAACCUCGUGACACCAGUUCCAUUUUAGUUGACAGCAUUCAUCAUCAACUUUUCUGCCUGCGUGCGCGAGUUCUUGGUGUAAAGAUGCAGGCACGCAGACAAACCGAAACACGAAUGGAUGAAAAAGACAAAAGAAUGAAAUGUUCACAUUUUUUGUUAGAGUUUUUUUCUUUAAAACAUUGUAGCGAGUUUAACAUUAUUUUUAGUUUCCGAUCGAGUGAACUGUCUGGUGUAUUAUAUUUAAGGCCAUCGAGCGAACUUUGGAGAAUAUUUUUGAAAUAUUUUUGUGGGAGCAGAACGUGCAUGUGAGUUGGGUUUCUUCUGAUACCGAGGCAACAGUUUUAUUUCGGUCUGCAGUAUCGUCAGGUGUUAUAUAUACCUCAGGGGAUGUAGUAAAUAAGUAUCUAGGACUGAAAGUUUUAUUAAGUAUGAGAGUGAGACCCCUACUUCCUGGCCCCCACACUUCUCGAAGCCUUUCGGGUAACUGUGUGUGUUUAGUUCUGAGAGAUCCGCGGAAAUAUGUUCACACUCUGACACGCACGAACACGCGCACGCAUGUGAAUAUGCUAUGGAAUAUAUUCUUUGUGAUGUAGGAAUUUAAAUUGUAUCUAGGCAACAACAGGAUUGGCAUUAAACAGUGAGACGGUUUCUCGUACAAGUGACAAGUGUCUUACUCGCAGUGUGAGAACACAAGCGCCACGAUUCUUCUGGAAGGACAUUCUUACUCAGUAACAAUUGUGAGAUGCCAGGUGCAAAGCCUAGAAAUAGUUCCUGGCAGUCAGGGAUUCACCAGCAUCUUCAGAACUCCAUUCCGAGCAGGACACGCAGACUGUAAUGGCGGCCGGUACUUCCGGUAACGGAUUCGUGAUGUCAGCGCCACCUCUUGGAGGACGAUGCUACUGUCUGGGGCUGUGUCUUCUCCUCAGUCUUCCUCUCUUCCUGUCUGCUGCCAAGACGGACGAGCAGAAGCUGAUGGACGCCGUGCUGCACGACUACAACACAGCCUCCCGCCCAGUCUACAACGCCUCCAAGAAGGUCACGGUCAAGUUUGGCCUGACCCUGACACAGAUUUCCGACAUGGACGAGGUCAACCAAGUCCUGACCAUCAACGUCUGGCUGGAGCAGGAGUGGGAUGACGAGCGGCUGAUAUGGGAUCCUAAGGACUACAAUGGUCUGCAAAUCCUGCGAAUACCUUGCGAAAAAAUCUGGCUGCCUGACAUAGUGCUUUACAACAGCGCCGACGACUUCACCACUGGCUACAUGAAGAGCAAAGCGAUGGUCAGACACACCGGCAAUGUCUUCUGGCCGCCACCCGCUAAAUUCCGCAGUUCCUGUAAAAUCGACAUCACUUACUUCCCCUUCGAUGAUCAAGAGUGUGAACUGAAGUUUGGGUCGUGGACGUACGACGGAUUCCAAGUCGACAUCACCAACCGCUCGGCCGCCGUGGACUUGAAGAACUACGUCUACAGUGGCGAGUGGGAGCUCCUGGACGUGAAGAUACGACGUACAGAGAUGUACUACGAAUGCUGCGAUGAGCCAUCAGAUGUUCGCUUCACCAUCAUCAUCCGGCGCAAGACGCUGUAUUACCUGUUCAACAUCAUCUUUCCCUGCCUCUGGCUUACCAUCCUCAGUCUCCUCGGCUUCUGGCUGCCACCCGACUCUGGAGAGAAGAUAACUCUGGGCAUCACCGUGCUUCUGGCUUUCUCUGUCUUCAUGCUGCUUAUCGCUGAAAGUAUGCCGGCUACCUCAGAGUUCGUUCCCCUGAUAGGGAUCUACCUGACUGUCACCAUGGCAAUGACGUCACUGUCCAUCAUUCUGACCGUCCUGGUUCUGCAGCUGCAUCACGUUGGACCGCAUCAAAAGCGAGUGCCCCGCUGGAUGUGGACGCUAGUCAUCGACGUCCUCGCUCCGCUCGUCUGCCUGUGCCACUUCAGUCACCGCUACAGCAACCUCCAUGCCAAGACGGCCACGGGAGACCCCCACUAUCGCGUCCUCGACCCCGGGAAGCCCGAGGACAUCCUGCUCAACACUUUCGAUGCUGAGGUCCCUGCCGGAAGUCCCUCCGGAGUUUCAGCACGUCCCAACCGUGUAGGACGGGGACGCGGGAACUGUAACGGCAUCAUCCCGGCAGCGGCACGUGUAGAAGACAGGGGAGACAAACAUUUGGGGAGAGAGGUCCCACGCGUCGAUGGUUCCAGACUAGAUUUGGAUAGAAGCAGGAGGAUGGGUAAUUACGGCUGUGGGAUUCCUCCGGGGUCAGUCAACGCCGGCCUAAAUCCAUCUGUGGGGGCAUCCGUAAGGGAGACGAGGUCUAAUAUGGGUGUUUGUGUAAAUGUCUCAGCAAAGCAUCCUGGAGUGUCGCCUCAGUCGUCGUUGUCGUUGGACCCUCAGUCCAGCCAUCUAUCAAGCAGACGAGAGGAGGCUGUGGCUUCCGGAACCUGCGGUGGCCGGCCCGCUCGUAAGGAUCCUCAGUUCCGGCCUGGGGAGUACAUUCGCACACCACAGGAAUCGCGUAACCAUGGCGACGAUCAGUUUGGUCUGAACUCUCCAGCAAGUGGUAUUGGACACCAGUCCCCCCGAGACUGUCUCUCGGUCCUUGUAGACACAGACAGCAAGAAAGUAUCAGUGGGUCAGACCCAGAAGGACCAAGCAGAGCGUCAGCUGCAACUCAACGAACAGAAUAAUGAUUCAAGUCAUCCUUGGAUCCGACAAGAGACUUAUUCUCACCCUGGCUUUUCUUCACGAUCUUCUGAUGAAAUGCUUCCGCCGCGGAAUUUUUCAAGAUCGGGAGAGAACAUCAGCCAGCCAAUCCCCAGCAACCUUGACCCUAGAACGGGUUCACAUCAAGUCUCUGCCAGCCGAGUUAACCGAGACUAUCAGAACGAGCGCAUCACGCAGCAUCUUCAGGUCUUGAUUAGCCGAGAUGAAGCAGACGACCGCCAUCGAGACAUUGUCACCGAGUGGCGCGUGGUGGCUCACGUUAUGGAUCGUCUGCUCUUCUGGCUGUUCCUUAUCGUGGCGAUUGUCUCUUCUGUUAUCAUUCUUAUUAUCAAGCCGCUGACAAAGCCAGAAACAUGGCAAAAAAACUGAACCUGACUCUGCCGAACAUGAACCCAAUCUUCCGCUGUCGUUUUAGCAGCUUCCUGCAGUUGAUCCCAUGGACAUUCAGUAUGUCUGUAGCAAAUGACAUUGUUACCUGUGAUGCCAGUCCCUCGCUGCUGAGUUUUAAUAGGAUUGCACGUUGGUGCCAGAAAAACACUGUAGUUAUAUUGUUUUCAUGAAUAACUGCGACGAAAUCCCGACUGCAGAUCUCUCUGUUUGAACACUGUGAUUACAACCAGAAACGAUAAACAACAAUUGACGACCAAAACGUUAAGAGCGAUGUUGAAGAAGUAAUGUAAUGACUAUUCAUUUAUGUAUUACAAAAUUUGAACAUCAUUAGAAUUAUUAGAGAUGUUACCUUUGACUCUUCAGUGUUCCGAUGGCUGUGCAAGUCAGUAAGACUAGUUACAGUAGCAUAUCAUUCGAGACAGAAUGAAAGCAGUUAUCAGAAACAAUAUGUCUAUGUGUGUAUGAAUGAAAAUGGUUUCGAUAAGAGAAAAUAUGUGUACAUGAUGUGCGUGGAUGAUGGUUCUCUCCCUUCUACAAGGUAUCUGAAUUGUGUACACUAUCUGCCGUUAAAAUGAACUGUUACACACGAUCAUAAUAUUCAGAUCCGAUUGCCCAGAUAUUUAUUUAAUUUUCCAAUGAGCGUGUUACUCAAAGAACCAUUGUGACCCGGAUGUUUUUAUGAAGACCAUAUUGAAUACAGGCAUAGUAAGUGCAUCAUGUGUACACAAUGUGCGUGGAUGAUGGCCUUAACCUCAAAUAUUCAGAAAUUGUUUCCCUCAUAAGCGCAAUGUGAAUUGUGCACAUUAUCCAUUAAAAUGAAGUGCUACACAAAAUCAUAAUAUCCAAACCCGAUUGCGUAGCUUAUCUAAGAUUUUUCUUUAAUUUUCCCAUGAGUUUGUUACUCCAAAAACCACUGUGACCCCGAUGUUUUGCAUGAAGACCAUAUUUAUUGCAGGCUUAGUACAUCAUAGAUUGAUCAGUUUCAAACCGACACAACUUUUAUCCAUCGUUGAAGUAUUUGUUCGUUUACCUUACACAUGUCUUAAACUAACAAUCAGUGCAAAACUUAAGAGUGAGUAACUUGUGUGUUUGUAUCUGUGCGGCGGAAUGCUUAGAUUAUUGCUAUGUGAUCAUGACAAAUAAAAUGAGUUGACAAGAAAAAAAAGUCCUCUGAGACCACACUCUUCAUGUUAAUGUCGAUUUUUUUGU